UUAGUUUAUCAGAACCUCACUAAAUAUCUGAAUUAAAGUUUUACUUAUGUUUAUAAAGUAUACUGUUAUAUUGUAAAAUAUAUUGUUAUAUUGAAGAAAUAGGUAUAUAUCUGUAUAAACCGUACUAUUAAGCAAGCGCAAGUGCGCAAGAGUGAGUGAGACUUGAGAGUGUGACAAUCCUUUUGGUAUAUAUGUUCUGUGGUGACAAUGGCAGAAAAUCAAAUUCUCCGAUGUGGAUGGUUAAAUAAAGACCCGUUAUACAUAAAAUAUCAUGAUGAAGAGUGGGGCAAACCGCAAUAUAAUAACGGCGCUUUAUUUGAAAUGUUGUGUUUAGAAGGCCAACAAGCAGGACUGUCAUGGUUAACGAUAUUAAAGAAGAGGGAAAACUAUCGAAAGAUAUUUUUUAACUUUGAUCCUCACAAAAUAUCAAAGUUAACAGAAAAGAAUGUAAAAUUAAUUUUAAAUGAAUCCGGAGUUGUAAGGCAUAAAGGAAAAAUUGAUUCAAUAAUAAACAAUGCUAAAUGUUACUUACAAAUGGAAAACGAAGGUGAAGAUUUUUCCACUUUUAUUUGGAGUUUUGUCAAUAAAAAACCAAUUAUCAACUCUUGGAAAAAAUACACAGAUAUUCCUCCCGAAACACCAGAAUCUGCAGCCUUAUCAAAAGCUUUGAAAAAAAGAGGUUUUAAGUUUGUGGGCUCCAAAAUUUGUUACGCUUUCAUGCAAGCAUGUGGUCUUGUCAAUGAUCAUGUUGUUAACUGUGUGUGUUAUAAUACUUACAAAUAAUAACCCUACAAUCCUACCUCAGAUACAAAGAACUCUAGCCGUUUCCUGACGAAUCAUAUUGACGUCCUUGUUUGUAAGUUUGUUUGAAUGUUUAUUACAGGUGCUCGAUAGGGUAUAUAUUAUGUUCUGUGGGAUAUUGUUUUGAAAUAAAUAAACCUAUUUAAAUACUAAUAAUCAAUCAGUGUUACCAACUCUCAAAAAUAGUUAGUUAUCUCUAAACCUAAGUCAAGACCUCCUAAAAUUGCUUUAAUAAAAUUUAUUAUAAAUUUCCCCAUAAAAUGUAUAUCUAACCAAUAUCCUUAAUUCAUAAUAAAUUAAUAAU
Messenger RNA from Spodoptera litura, 1105 nucleotides. RefSeq lists its product as uncharacterized. Lineage: Eukaryota; Metazoa; Arthropoda; Insecta; Lepidoptera; Noctuidae. The record is from RefSeq and is a predicted model, not a curated record. Gene Ontology annotation, molecular function: DNA-3-methyladenine glycosylase activity. Gene Ontology annotation, biological process: base-excision repair.